CAUUCCCUUUAUGUCACGUAUGGAAGUGAAUGUCUCCCCUUUUUUGAUAUGUAAAUUUCAUUUAAAUUGAUUUUUGACUAGUAGAUUAAUAAUUAAACAAUAUAAAAAUUUAUAUUGACGUUGGGAAUAAAUUUACUGUACAUCUACUAUUAAAAGCAAUAACAUAGUUGUUAUAAUGGAAUCUCGGACAGAGUUUAAAAUAAAGUCUCCUCCAACUGACGCUGUUUCGGCAGUGGAGUUUGGACCCAAUUCAACACAGUUUCUCCUUGUUUCUUCUUGGGAUAGUACAGUGCGGUUGUAUGAUAUUCAUGCAAAUACUAUGAGAUUAAAAUAUAAUCAUGAUUUGCCAGUUUUAGAUGUUGCAUUUCAGGAUGCCGUUCAUGCUUAUAGUGGUGGUUUAGGAAACACAUUAAAGAUGUAUGACAUCAAUAGUAAUAGUGAAUCAAUCAUGGGAACACAUGAUAAACCAAUUAGAAAAAUUGAAUAUUGUGCUGCAGUAAAUGCAAUAUUAACUGGUGGAUGGGAUGCAGCAGUGAAGUUGUGGGAUCCUAGAACACCCACUUGUGUAGGUAGUUAUUUACAACCUGAUGUUGUUCUUGCUUUAUCUGUAUGUGGAGACAAGUUUGUAGUAGGUACUGCCAAACGCAAAGUUUGUAUUUGGGAUUUGAGAAAUAUGGCUGGUAUGUUUCAAAGACGAGAAAGCAGUUUGAAAUAUCAAACGCGUUGUAUUAAAGGUUUUCCUAAUGAACAGGGAUAUGUUCUUAGUAGUAUAGAGGGUCGUGUUGCUGUUGAAUAUUUGGAUACAACGCCAGAAGCACAGAAAAAGAAAUAUGCUUUCAAAUGCCAUAGAAUAAAGGAAAAUAAUGUGGAACAUAUAUAUCCAGUGAAUGCUAUUAGUUUUCAUUCAACUUAUAAUACAUUUGCAACUGGUGGUUCAGAUGGUUAUGUGAAUAUUUGGGAUGGUUUUAACAAAAAACGUUUAUGCCAGUUUCAUAGAUAUAAUGCUGGUGUUGCUGCACUUAGUUUUAGCCAUGAUGGUUCUGUACUUGCUAUAGGAGUAUCAUAUUUGAACGAAGCUGAAAUCCCACCAGGUGGAAAUGAUGAAAGAGAAAUUUAUAUAAGAUAUGUGAAUGAUCAAGAAACUAAACCAAAAUAAUAUCGUGUUAUUGUACAAAGUUUUUUACAGAAAAAAUAGAUUAAAAAAUUUUUUAAUUAUA
Frieseomelitta varia is the source of this 1217-nucleotide messenger RNA. It is a transcript of the gene Bub3, whose product is annotated as mitotic checkpoint protein BUB3. Gene Ontology annotation, molecular function: ubiquitin binding. Gene Ontology annotation, cellular component: kinetochore; bub1-bub3 complex; mitotic checkpoint complex. NCBI's taxonomy places the organism in Eukaryota, Metazoa, Arthropoda, Insecta, Hymenoptera, Apidae. The transcript is spliced from 5 exons. Bases 176 to 1156 code for a protein of 326 amino acids. The record is from RefSeq and is a predicted model, not a curated record. Gene Ontology annotation, biological process: mitotic spindle assembly checkpoint signaling.